GAUAAAGAAAACAGCAGCGCAUAGUCGACGUUGAUUAGUCAUCAUGUUUCCGGUGUGUCCACCGCCGCCGCGUUUCAACCAUGCCGUCUACAUGCCGCCGCUGCAUGCCGACGUCCCGGUGCGACCCGUUUGGGCCUCGAACUUCGACUUAGAGUCCGCCAGCCUCCGCAGCUUCGCCGCCGGCGCCCGCUAUGUCGCUGUCAACGUGCAGUACCCGGGCCUCGUCCACCUCCCCGGCAAGGAUCACAACGCGCUCACCGACGAGCAGCGCUACGCCCUCCUCAAGGCUAACGUCGACGCCCUUAAGCCGAUCCAGGUCGGGAUCGCUGUCCGCGACCGCCACGGCAUGAGCCAUGCCUGGGAGUUCAACCUCCGCGAUUUCCGCCGCCACGCCGACCCGCACGACGUGAACUCCAUCGCCUACCUCGCCGGCCGCGGCCUCAACGUCGACACGCUCGCACAACACGGCGUGGACGCCCGUAGCAUCGGCGCCAUGCUGCUGAGCUCCGGCCUGAUCGGCCCCGAUAGCGGACUGACGUGGAUUACAUACACCGGUGCGUACCACGUCGCGUACCUGCUCAAGAUCCUCACCGGCGGUGACCCGCUUCCGCCCGACGAGGACAAGUUCGUCGGUGCCGUGCGGCAGUUCCUCGGCGAGCAGGUCUACGAUGUCGCGAGGAUGGCAGCCGACUGCCCGGCGUUGCCGGUGGGGUUAGAGCGCAUCGCCGCCCACCUUGGCUUCCAUCCGCCGUGGGCGAGCCCGAGGCUGGCCGCUGCCGCCGGCCUGCGCGCGCUGCUGGUGUUCAAGAGAUUGGAGCAGGGAGAGUUCGGUGGAAACGUGGAGAGAUACAAAGGUCGGCUUCAAGGCAUGUAA
Molecule: messenger RNA, 874 nt
Organism: Lolium perenne
Lineage: Eukaryota; Viridiplantae; Streptophyta; Magnoliopsida; Poales; Poaceae
Product: probable CCR4-associated factor 1 homolog 11
Cellular component (GO): CCR4-NOT complex
Molecular function (GO): nucleic acid binding; poly(A)-specific ribonuclease activity
Source: RefSeq, a predicted model, not a curated record